Messenger RNA from Olea europaea var. sylvestris, 1302 nucleotides. RefSeq names its product B-box zinc finger protein 32-like. The transcript has a single exon. Bases 360 to 1097 code for a protein of 245 amino acids. NCBI's taxonomy places the organism in Eukaryota, Viridiplantae, Streptophyta, Magnoliopsida, Lamiales, Oleaceae. The record is from RefSeq and is a predicted model, not a curated record. Gene Ontology annotation, molecular function: zinc ion binding.
UAAGGGCUCUCUCUCUCUCUCUCCCACCAACUUUUCCUCUCUCAAUCUCUUGAUUCUCUCUCCCAGUCUCUCAUUGCUCUCUUCAUUCUGUCCUCCUCCUCCUCCUCCUCCUUCACUCUCUCUCUCCUCUCUCACCCACAAACACACUUUUCUUCAAUACUGGUCUGCCUUAAAAUCUGCCUCCCUUUAAAUCUAGUCCAUAUUAUUCAUUUCAAUGUGAUCCUUCUCUUCCCUAAAUCCCCAUACUCACUCUCACACCAUAAAUCUCUCCUCUCACUUUUCUCUCUCGAUCUUUUUUUCUCAGCAUCCUUUAAAUUUGUCUUUUUUCUUCAAACGAAUUUCGUUUAUAAUUUGUAAAGAUGAAAAUUAGGGUUUGCGAAUUGUGUGAUGGAGAUGCUGCAGUUUAUUGUUCUUCAGAUUCUGCUUUUCUUUGCUUGAGCUGUGAUUCUAAGGUCCACCAGGCUAAUUUUCUCGUAGCUCGCCAUGUACGCCGGCCAGUUUGCUCGAAAUGCAAGGGGAUAAUCGGAGAUUGCAUCGCCGGCAUCGGUUUAUGUGGUUGUUUACCGGCGUCGGUGGAUGAUGAGUCUAAUGACCUAGUUUCGGUCUCAUCUUCAGAGUCUUCGAUUUGCGUUUCGAGAACUAUGACAAAGAAAAAAGAAUACUCCAGUCAUCGGGAAACUCGUGGAUUUAACUCUUCUUCCUCCGGCAACGACAGUUCAGGCGAGGUCACGUCGGAAAAUACAUUGAGAACUCGAAGGGGAGCGGUGAACUUGAAGGCGAAGGGCAUUUUCAGCAAUUGGUGCUCGCGGCUUGGACUAAGCAGUAACGUGGCCGUACAGAUGUCUUGUGAUGCGCUGAGGAUAUGCUUGGAUCAUUGGAGGGUUUUGCCCUUCCGAGUUUGUCUGGCGGCUUCGAUGUGGCUCGGCUUGCGAUUCAGUGGGGCGCGAACACGGCAAUCUUUGAAGCGACUGGAGGAAAUUUCUGGAGUGCCGGCUAAGCUUAUAGCUGCGGCAGAAUCGAAGCUGGAACGUUUGCUUAAAGCCAGAAAACGACAGCAUCGGCAACAUCAGCUAUUGGAAGGCUGGGGUGAGUGUUAAAAGCUUAAUCGGCUUGAUACCGGCGCCGCCUUUGAUUUUCUGUUGUUAGUCAAGGAAAAUGUACUUCUUUAUUUUUCCAGGUUCCAAAUUCUGGAAAUACUUUAUUUUUUUCUUAGGGGAAAUGGAUUUUCCCUUGGGUUAGUUAUGGCUGUUUACUUGUGAUUAAUCAAAAUUUGUAGUAUCAAUCAAAGUUUUCUAAUUAUUA